Syngnathus typhle (broad-nosed pipefish) is the source of this 868-nucleotide messenger RNA. It is a transcript of the gene nms, whose product is annotated as neuromedin S. Lineage: Eukaryota; Metazoa; Chordata; Actinopteri; Syngnathiformes; Syngnathidae. The coding region runs from base 121 to 495 and encodes 124 amino acids. The record is from RefSeq and is a predicted model, not a curated record. The transcript has 6 exons.
CACAUGCACACACACACACACACGAGAGCGAGAGAACCCAGAGGAGAUCGCACCCAUCAGACGGAGAACUUUGGAAAAGCAAAGCGAAGGGACGGAAAGAAGGACUUUUAGCUGGGCGACAUGAACGUUCCAUACAUGACACAACUUGCACUUUUUUGUUUGUUUUGCUGCGGAUGCUGGCAAUCCACAGACGCUAGUCGUUUCCAGAGAUUGGAAGAUGGACUUCUGUUCAGAACGGUUCGAGAAGACGAACCCGCUCAACUAUCGUGGCGAGACGACAGCGAGCAGCAGCAGCAGCAGCAAGCGCAGAAUCUUUUCAAAAGGUUCCUGUUUCAUUAUUCAAAAGCAAGGACCUCUGCUGAUUCGGAGGAGAACCUGUCCGACUCUGUUCACCCUCUGAUGCGACUUUCACCCAAAUUGUCUCAGCGGAGGAAGAAGACGGUGGUGCUUCUGGUAAGACAAAAUGUCGACUUAGCAAUUUGUGUUACAAACUAACCUUGUCUCUCUCUUGCUUUUGCCUUACGCAGAAUAUUUGAGAGCGGUCGCCGCGACAUUACGCUCGACAAACAAAGCUCAAAAAAACGGGAGCGGUCAUCUGCGGAUGUCAGAGUGCGGACGCGGUGUUCCGGGUGAAAUGACAGCACGCUUGAUGCUUGUGAACGUGACUCAGACGUGUUGCACAUUAAAUACUCGCACUAUGACUGACUUUGGCUUUUAUUUCAACGCAAAGGCUUCCAUGAUUGUUUCCCUGGUAGAGAGACGUUGGCUCAUUUCAAAUUAAAGGUUUCCAUGGUGACAAGUUUAACAACCUGCCAAUGUAUUUUCUUUAAUUACAAUUUAAUUUAAUUAGUUUUUGACACUAUUGAAA